Molecule: messenger RNA, 3078 nt
Organism: Chondrus crispus (carragheen)
Lineage: Eukaryota; Rhodophyta; Florideophyceae; Gigartinales; Gigartinaceae
Product: Elongation factor Tu GTP-binding domain-containing protein 2
Exons: 1
Coding region: 1-3078 (1025 amino acids)
Biological process (GO): mRNA splicing, via spliceosome
Cellular component (GO): cytosol; U4/U6 x U5 tri-snRNP complex; U2-type catalytic step 2 spliceosome
Molecular function (GO): GTP binding; translation elongation factor activity; GTPase activity
Source: RefSeq, a predicted model, not a curated record
AUGGAUGUCGAGGAGUUGUACGACGAGUUUGGGAACUACAUUGGCCCAGAGGAAUCAGAAUCGGAUAGCGGGUCGCUUCAGUUACCCGAGCGUCACUCGGAACCAACCACCACUGCAGGUGUCCAAGCGGAUACCAGCAGCCCAGUGAAGGCACCUGGCACAGGCCUAGAACGUUUGAAUCAAAAUUCCACAGGUGGGGGAGAGAAUGGCGAUUCUAACGCGAUUGUACUGGCGGAGGACAAGCAGUACUACCCAUCUGCCGAGGAAGUUUUCGGUCCGGACACUGAAGUUCUAAUCGAAGAGGAAGACGCGCAGCCCAUUUCAGAGCCGAUCAUAGCCCCGAUAGUUGAACCGUCAUCGGGAUUGCACGAAAGCAAAGAAUCUAUCCCACCGGCAAAGUACAGUCGAGCCUACCUCACAAAUGCAGUGCUCCCAAAUUGCAGCCGAGUACGAAAUAUUGCCGUUGUUGGGCAUUUGCAUCAUGGAAAGACAGCGUUCGCAGACAUGCUGUUUGAGGCCACACAUGAAAUGCCAUGGGGGAAACUGGAUGACCGCAGCCUACCAGUGCGCUAUAUGGAUACAAGAAGAGAUGAACAGUCGCUUGCUAUCUCAAUCAAAACCACAUUGUCUACUUUUCUGCUUCAGAACUUCAAGGAGAAGUCAUAUGCAUUUAACGUCGUAGAUACACCGGGGCAUGUGAAUUUUUUGGACGAAGCCAUUGCCGGCAUGACAAUGGUUGAUGGAGUUGUAGUCGUAGUUGAUGUUGCGGAAGGUAUCAUGAUGGGUGCCGAAAUUUUGAUGAAGAAAGCAGCUGUUUUGAAGCUUGACAUCGUUCUCAUAAUAUCGAAACUCGAUCGCCUCCCUCUUGAACUUCGACUUCCUCCAGCCCACGCGUACCACAAGAUUCGUCAUAUAAUCGACUGUGCAAAUGAUAUCAUCGAACCGUAUGGGCUUCCCGAAUUGUCACCCGCUGCUGGGAACGUGGCUUUUGCUUCGUCGGUGGAGCGCGUUUGUUUCACAUUGGAACAGUAUGCUCAGACAUACAUAGCUGCUAAUGGUGGCUCUUCCCGGUUUCCGCUUUUGCCAUCACAGUUAGCAACGCGGUUCUGGGGCGAUAAGUAUUAUGAUAAGGGCAAGCGAAGGUUUACGGACAAAAACCCGGGAGGUGACGUGAGGCGAAGUUUCGUUGAGUUUGUUCUGGAACCAUUUUACAAGCUCCACACUGCUGUUGUGUCGUCAGACGCUGACGAUCUUGCAGAUUUUCUAAAUCGCAAUUCGUUAAUUGGGGACGAAAAGGGGUUUGCCACUGGGAAAUGCCUCGGUUCAGCUCGAAACAAACGGCUAGAUGUGAAUAAGAAACCACUACUUAAGUCAAUAGUUGGCAGUGCGUUUGGCUGGGGAAAUAUGGCUGGGUUUGUUGAAAUGGUUACUCAGCACAUCAGUUCACCAGAGCAGACUGGGAUUCGCAAGAUAGACGUCAUGAGUCGCAGUGCGGAUUUGGACAUGGGUGAGGCAACUGUCGGAAAGAAGGAUUGGGUCGGCGCAAUAGAGGACUGCCUUUCGUCACCAUCAGCUCCUCUGACAGCUUAUGUGGGAAAGCUAGUACCCGAUGAGAAAGGACACCAUUUUGACUGCAUGCUGCGUGUUUUGAGUGGGACUCUGCGAGUCGGACAGAAGGUGCGGGUGCUCGGAGACACCUACGAUAAAACCGAGAACGCGGAAGACCAAGCAGUUGCAGUUGUCACCGCCGUGUUCAUCUCUUGUGCACGGUUCAAGAUUGAAGUUAAUGAUGCAAAAGCUGGGCAAUUGGUCCUUGUACGAGGUAUUGACCAAACUGUCUUCACAUCGGCAACAGUUGUCUCUGCAAGCGAUUCAGAGUGUCAAGAGGCAUAUGCAUUACGAUCGUUACGAGACUUUCUUCCGGCGGCUUCCACAAAAGUUGCGAUAGAACCUUUGCGUCCCUCAGAUCUACCGAAAAUGGUGGCCUCGCUUCAACAGUGCGUGAAAUCAUUCCCAGGUUUAGUAUCCAAGGUCGAGGAAAGUGGGGAACAUACCAUAGUUGGGUCCGGGGAACUUUAUCUGGAUUGUGCGUUACGUGAUCUACGGGAAGCAUACGGAAAGGUGGACAUCAAAAUUUCGGACCCCGUCGUACCGUUUGCUGAGACAGUGACUGAGAUGUCGGCCCUUCAAUGCUACGGAAAGACGCCCAACAAGCACAACAAGCUAGUCAUGGUAGCAGAGCCCCUUGAAAGCAGCAUCCUCGAUGGACUGGAAUCUGGGAAGCUUGAGAAGAGCGGGAAUUCGUCAAUGCUAUUACGAGAGUUGGGCUGGGACGCACUUGCGGCUCGGUCCCUGUGGACGUUUGGUCCAGAUAUAGCGCGCGGUCCGAAUGCGUUGCUAAAUGAUGUUUUGAUCCAGGAGACGCGAAGGGAGUCUGACGACGUGCGAGAAUCGAUCGUACGGGGUUUUUGCUGGGCGAUGCAAGAGGGUCCGCUAACAGAUGAACCGGUGCGUGGCGUGAAGAUGAGACUGCUAGACGCCAGCAUUGCGAGCCGGGAGUUUUUACGGUCUCCAGCACAGAUCAUCCCGACGUGCCGGCGAGUGGCAUAUUCGUCGAUUCUAACAGCGAACCCGCGUCUGAUGGAGCCCGUGUAUAGAACAGAGAUUAUCUGUGGGAGUGCGGCGCUGUCAGCUGCGUAUAUGCUGGUUGGGCGGCGACGAGGGGUGGUGCUAGAAGAGAGCGAGGUGGCCGGUGCACCGCUGAUGCGACUGAUGGUUGACAUGCCCGUGUUGGAUUCUUUUGGGUUUGAGACGGACCUGCGGGUGCUGACGCAAGGCGGGGCAUUCUGCAUGCAGGUGUUUGAUCAUUGGGGCGUCGUGCCUGGGGAUCCGCUCGACAAGACAGUUGAGCUGCGUCCGCUUGAGCCAUCCGGGAGAAGAGAGCUGGCGCGCGAAUGCAUGCUGAAGACACGGAGGCGCAAGGGGAUGGGUGAUGAGGUGUCACUUACUAAAUAUUUUGACGAUCCUUUGCUGGCAGAGCUGGCCAAGGACAACGAGGAACUGCGGCAACUGUUGUGA